AUGCUUGAAGAACGUCGACCGCUGGUUGUGGGUGUUAUUGGCCCUGCGGGUUUUGGAGGCUCCUAUUUGUGCGUCGAGCUCAUCAAUCGUGGUCACCGUGUCAUUGGAAUAUCCCGUAAUCCACAAAAGCUUGGAAGCCAUGAACGUUACGAACCUCGAAACAUCGAUUUGGAACAAGCAACGGAAGCUGAUAUAUACGGGAUCAUCAAAGACCUUGACGUUGUUGUAAGCGAAUACGGGCCGCAUACCGGUGGUCAUCAAGCUCUGCAGUACAUGCCUUUCAUCGAGAUGAUACGAAAGAUUGUUCUUGCUGUCAAGCGCGCUGAAACCAACUACUUCGUAAUGGUUGGUGGUACUGGUAGCCUACACGUGCCCCACGAAGAUGGCAUAUGUGUGGCAGACAGCAAAGAUUUCUUCUUGGCAUAUCGACGCGGCAUAUCCGACAGCCAUGCACAUGUGACUUACAUGGAGGAGAGACUGGGACCGCUGGGAACAGCUUUGCGAGCAUACCGAGAUGCGCGCCUUUUGUUGAGAACGGGAGAUGGGAGCCAACAGAACGUAUCAAGGGCAAAAGCCACAAUCAGUGAAUACGAGGCAAAGAUCAAGGCGCAACAGGAUGCAGCAAGCGGAUUCAUCAAGGCAGCUCGGGCUAGCCUGUUGUUCUUCGAGGGAAAUACCUCCUUCAAUUGGACUUAUGUCUCCCCGAGUGCGUUAUACCGUCCGGGUAAACGCACAGGCAACUACAACGUUACACUGGGAAACCUGCCGCUGAAGGACGGUCCCAAGGGCGAAAGCCCCUUGGAUGGAAGACUCCUGGGAAUUUCAGCUGCUGAUCUUGCGAUCGCCAUCGCUGACGAUAUUGAGACGCAACGAUUAAAACAUCAGCAUUGGCCUGCCACAGCCGACUUAUCAGAUGACACACCAACCCCAUCCUAUGUAACUAUCAAGACAUGA
Molecule: messenger RNA, 954 nt
Organism: Colletotrichum gloeosporioides
Lineage: Eukaryota; Fungi; Ascomycota; Sordariomycetes; Glomerellales; Glomerellaceae
Exons: 2
Coding region: 1-954 (317 amino acids)
Source: RefSeq, a predicted model, not a curated record